GCUGGAGAAUGUGAAGCAGAUGGAGCAUUUGAAACCCUAGUUUUCGGCUAGUUUCGUCAGGGAAACUCAGGCUUGAGGACAACGCACAUCGUACUUCCGAAUCCUGCUGUGACUUGGGUCUGUUCGCCAUGGAUCGGCGUGGAUAUCCGCCGGGCCCGGCGGGUUGGGAUCCUAAUGCGUCGAACGUACCACCCAUGGACCAGCGAUUUAACCAGCCGCCGCCUUCGCAGCACUUUCUACCUCCUCAGCAGCAGCAGCAGCAGCAACAGCAUCAGCAGCAGCAGCCGCCACCACAGCAGCAGCAGCAGUUUCAGCAGCAACCCUCGUAUCCCCCGUACAAUCCGCCUCAGAUCCCGCCGUAUAACGAGCCUCCCCGCGCUUACACCCAGGGUCCACCUCCCUCGUACGGCGGAGGCCCUCCGCCGCCGUCUUAUAACGAGCCGCCGUCUCAGCCUUAUAACGCGCCGCCGCCGCAGUAUCAGUCUUAUGGGGGGGGCGCCCCUCCCCCGUACGGCGCCGCGCCUCCUCCCCAGCAGCAGCAGAGUUACAGCCCGCAUCCGCCUGCAUAUGGCGGGCCGCCUCCCGCGUACCCCCCGCCGCAGCAGCAUCAGCAGCCGCCGCCGCAUCUGCCGCCGCAGCAGCCGCCGGCCGGCUACGCACCUCCGCCGUGGCAGGCGCAGGGACCGCCGCCAGCUCAGGGGCAGUAUCCGCCAGCUCAGCAGAUGCCAGGUGGCAUGCGGCCGCCUGAGGGCCGAUCCGAUCCGUCCGCGGCGGCGCCGUGGAAGCAGCGGCAGCAGCAGCAGCAGCCAGAGGAGGAUAGAUCUCGUGACAAGGACGACCGCUCUCGCGACCGCGACCGCGACCGCGAUCGGGAUCGGGAUCGCGACCGUGAUCGCGACCAUCGCGAAUCUUCGUCAAAGCCUUCGCUGAACCGUUACCCGCCGCCGCAGAGUCUCUACAGCGAUCCGCUGAAGCCUCCCCCCAGCUCCAUCUACGAAGACGAGUCUCCUCGCGGGGGAUCCAAGUCGAAGCUCAAGGUCGAAAUGGUGAUGGGGAAAGCGGCCGGUGCGGACGCUAAGACUGGCGCUCCCGCUUCUGCGAUGACUCAGAUCCUCGCGGCUAGGUCCGCCGUGUCUGCGCUUCUCGCAGCGACGAACCCGCAGCUGGCGGCGGCGCAGCAGCGCGCGGCCGCGGUUUCCGCCGCGAUUACCGGCUCGACGGGACCCGGCGGUACGAGUUCCGCCGCGGCGGCGAUUGCGGCGGCCGCCGCCGCUGCGAAGAACCCGCUGCUGGCGAGUAACCCGCUUCUCGCGGCGCAGGUGGCCGCAGUCGGCGGGUCGAACGCGGCCUCCGCCGCUGUCACGAAAGCCGCGUUACUGGCCGCAGCGGCUAACAGCGCGCGGCUGGGAGCGGUGAACCCUGGGCUUGCCAUGGCGCUGGCUAUGGCGGCGGCGAAACAGGCGGAAGCGGCGAGGGCGGAAGGGUUGCCUGCUGACGGGGAGAAAGACAAGAAGGCGGAUGAUCGCGCGGGGGAGAAGCGGCGGAGGUCCCGCUCCCGCUCCCGCUCCCCCUACUUCCGCCGCGGUCGCGGCAGGUCGCUCUCCCGCUCCCCCCCCCGCCGCCGCCGAUCGAAAUCCCCCCCCGCGGGGGACAAGAAGCCCGGGUCCGCGUCGCCCACACGUUCCUGGAUGCGCGAUCGCGACGUGCCCAUGCGAAGCAGGAGCCCGUCGCCCAGGGGUCGCAGACGACGGUCGCGGUCGUGGUCGCGGUCGCCUGUGCGACGCAGACGUGGGGGUUCGCGGUCGCGAUCGCGGUCGCCGUAUGGGCGGGGGAGGUUUGGCGGGUGGCGCGGGCGCGGGAGGGAGGUCAGUCCGGAGCAGCCCACCAGUACCGUGCUGAUUCGGGGCAUCGCGCCGUGGGCUGUUGAAGCGGAUAUCUUUGCGCUGCUGGGCGAGUGGGGGCCGUUGAAGGAGGUGCGCCUCAUCAAGGAGCGGGCCACGGGGUUCAACAAGGGCUUCUGCUUUGUCGACCUUGAGACGGUGGUCGCUUGGCUCUCAGGCGAUGCGUCCAAGACGUGUUUCUCGGUUGUCUCCUGAUUGGAAGAACUUCGUUUUGCUAGAGAUUGGCGGCGAAGGCGCUUGACAACCUUUUCUUACCUCUUCCCUUGUUUUGUGCACACCCUUGGUGGCACCCGUGGUCCCUCCCUUUGUGCACGCAUGCACAUUCCCCUCCCCUGUCCCUCUCCCCUAGCUUUUAAGCAAACUAAGCUCGGGAGCCGGUCUGUCAUGAAGCUCUUUUUGUAUUGUCUCUGCAGGCUGCAGGCUAAGACUCCGUACUCGUGCUUUGAGGCGCCUCAAACCCUGGAUUUUUUGGCUCCGACGGGCUCCUGCUUCCCUCGUCUCAGUUCUUCUCUCUCUCACGCUGUCCUUCCGUCCCUGUUAUCCCAUGCCCCCCUGACACCGCUCCUUCUCUCCCUGCCGUCGCCCCCGCCCCCUUCCUCCUCCACUCUCUGCCCCUUCCUUUCCUGUGCGUCCCCCAUCCCACCAAUCGAGCCUCCGCCUCCUCUCCCCGCCCUCGUCCUCCCCUUUCCUCCUUUCUCAUCCUUCCCUUUUUUUCCCCUGCCUUCCCCGCCCCCCCUCCCCUCCGCUUCCCCUCCCCCUGCUCCCUCGUCCCCUACCCUCCUCCUCUUCCCAGGAUGCGGCAAAGGCGCUGGUGGAGGGUGGGAGGGCGAAGGAGCUAAAGAUGGAUGACCGCUUGCUGUUGUUCCACUACAGGUGGAGAUUAAAGGGCACUUGUUAACCGCACCGCACUAUGACGGUCUGGGUUGUGAGCGAAGUGGACCGUUUAAUUGCUCUGUACUGCAGAUGAUUGCUGCUGAUAGAUGCUUUCACACAGCUGUUCUUUUAGUCCUGCGGCGGCCCAAGACCGUGCCUCGGACGUCGGGGGAACGGGAGGGCGAAGAGGGAAGAGGCCUGAAAUCCGGUGUGGAGAUCCGGUGUCCCUAAAUUUCUGCCUAAGGUUUGAGGAGUACCUGUGCGGGAGGCUUGGGAGACCUGUGGAGGGGCCUCGAGACACUUGGUGUGCGAGGGAGGCAGGAGACGCAGCUUCAAUCAGCUGCUGAGCAAACACCCUUCCGUUAACUCCCUCCCCCAUUCAUCUGCACAUUGCCCUCCCAGAUUGGCUCACAUAUCGCUCGUCCCAGAAAUUGCUGCCACUCGUCUGCUACUCUUCUCUCAAUACUUGAUUUUCACUCCCAUGCACACUUGUCUCACUCAUUAUUCCACCUUUUCCGCUCUUCCCCUUCCCCUCCCCCCUUCCCCCCCCCCUGCAUCUCUCCACUUUCCUUUCUUCUUGUUGCCUUCUCUGCUGGCCUGCGUCCCUCUCUUUCCUCUCCGACUGGUCCUCUUCCCCCAC
Closterium sp. NIES-67 is the source of this 3414-nucleotide messenger RNA. NCBI's taxonomy places the organism in Eukaryota, Viridiplantae, Streptophyta, Zygnematophyceae, Desmidiales, Closteriaceae. The record is from the annotation of a GenBank genome assembly.